AUGGAGGCGGUCUCGGCGGUGCACGAGCUGUUCAACAGCUGCCGCGGUGGCGCGUGGCCUUUGGUCUCCGUCUCCGCCGCCCACGCGCUCCUGAAGCAUCACCUCCGCCAGACGGCCGCGCUGCCGGACGAAGACCUCGAUGCAGUCCUCGCGCACGCCUUCCCCGACUCCGAGGCCGCUGACAUCGACUUCCUCAGCUUCUGGAAGGGGAUGGAGACGCUCCUGGCCUCUCUGGGCCUGCAGGACGCGACCGUGGCGGAGGCCGACGCGCGCCUCCGCGGCCUCCAGUUUUUUCGCGAUCGCAUUCUCCAGGUCGCGCAUGCAAGGCGGGCGCAGGUGGCCCGCGAAGACGAACGGGGCGCAGGGCGGAACGGCCGCGGCAAGGAGCUGCCGCUUUCUCAGGCUCCGCGUCGCACUUGCGUCCCGCCGUUGCCUGAAGUGCUGCUCACGAAGAGCGAGAUCGAACACAUCGUCAGAGAGACAAGCCGUAGCGUCGGCGGCCGGCGCGCGGCGAGGGCGACGCGGGCGGCGGGGGAGCGAACAAGCACGGGAGACGCCGCCUCGGGAAACGCGUUCUGGGACCACGUGUACGCCGACACCGUGCGGAUGCCGGAGGGCGCGCUAUUCUCAGUCGGGGAUCUCUCCAGCAUGGUGCUGGGAUUCCUCAGCGUCUACGUGGAGGACGACUACUCUCGCCGGGAAGGCGAGGAGAAAGAGGAGGCGGCCGAGGGCGCGGACGGGGACUGGCUUGCGGACUCGGAGACCCAGAACCCCGCGAGGCCGCCGCUGACCCCCAGGGAAUGGUUUAGGGACAGCGGCGCACGCGACGGCGGAGGCGGACAGACGCGUGGCAGCGACGACGAGGAUGAUGAUGAUGAAGACCGCUUCGGAUACGCGGUGCAGGCCGAAGACAACGCGGAGUUCGUGGAGCAUGCAGCGCGGAGAAGAGAAUCGUGUGAAGAAGAUUCUUCUGCGUCGUUCUCCCGCGAAUCAUCGCAGUCGUGGGCGCCUCUGGACCGGCGCAGCUUCUCAUCGUUUGGAGCUUUUUCUUUGGAGAAGGAGCGUGACGAUGGAGGAGGCGCCACAGAUCACGAGGGCGACGAUGCGUUCAGUGACCUCGCGCGGGAGAGGCAUCCCGGCUGGGCGCGCGGGAGUUCGUUUCCGUUUCAGGCACGCCCCAUUCCCCCUACUUGCCGAGCCACCAGAGAGCUGAAAGAAAAAGAGAGAAGGGAGCGAAGAAGGCGCGAACUCCUUACCUCCUCCUUGGCGUCGUCGUCCUCCUCCGCUUCGGCGCCUCCAGCCGACGCCCGCCCUCGCGCGCCGCCUCGUUCGGCUACCUUGCGCGGUCAGCAGGGAGGAGACAGAAAAGAGGGGAGAGAAGACUCGCCAGCAGAGGAGAGCGCGCGGGCAGCGUCGCCAACUUCUUCAGCUUCGCUGCUGGCCUCUCCCCUUUCCAGAGGACAGGCGGCAGCCCGCGGCUCCGCAGAGGAAGAAGGAGAAGGCGAAGAGGAAGACCUGCCUGUGUUUGGGAGUCGGGCGUACGUUGGAGGGGAGAGCGACGCGAGUGAGGGGCUCCAAGACGCCCUGCAUGCGGAAGAUGAUAGACAGAGAAGAGAGUCCGCAGAGAGCGGAGAGGGACAUGAAAAUGGAGCCACAGCGGAAUUACGAGCGCGCAACGAGGCGGCUCACGUAGAGAAGAACGAGGAGGAAUUCGAAGACGCUGAGAGAAACAGAGAGGAGAAGAGUCACGCGCCUCGCCCUCUCUCUCUCUCCGUAGGGCUGCAUGCAGGCGACAGGAACUUACGAGGCGCGACCCCGUGGGAGAGUGCUGAGCGAGACAUCCAGGGCGCACAAACAGACGACGAGCGAGAGGGAGAAGAAGGAGAAAAGGGGGAAGGAGAGCCCGCAGAAGAAGGCGCACGUCUCGAACACGGGGAGGAAGGGACGCUGAGAGACGGAGAAGACAGUGAAUGCGUUUACCCGUCUCGUCAUUCGUUUUCUCGCCUAAAAUCCCUCCAGAGCGAGGGACGCGAGAGCUCCGGAGGACCUCAAGAGGGAACCAGUCGCCGCGCAUGCUCGUCGCGGCUGGGACAGGCCCUUCGGCGGCUGGCGGACACGUGUGCAGUUCGCUUCACGAGCAGAGUGAAUCACCUGAAGCAGAUUCAGGAUGCGCAGCGUUGGAUCUCGUGCGCGGUUGAGGCUUUCGAGGACUUGGAGAGCUGCAACUCCCAAGCCGAAGAGGAUAUACGAGCGGCGGAGCGCAGGGCGCUCCGCCUGCGAAGCGAGAAGAGUCAGCUGCUGGAACGCCUGAAGAUCCUCGAGGCGCAUACGGAAAAUCAGCCUGAGGAAGGGAAGGAGCUGCAAGCUUUGCAGGAGCAGCUGCGGACUUUGCAGAGUCAGGUGAAAGAGCAGAAGCGAGAGUUAAUCGCAAAGGAUGAGCUUCUUCGCCGCGCGACAGAAGAGAGAGACAGCCUGCAGACGAAGACUUCCGCGCUGCAACGGUGGUAUACGAAAAAAGUCGAGGAUGUGACGCGCGUAUCGGAGGAGCGCACGCAGCAGCACCAGGAAGACGUCGAGACGCUCAAAGAGGAGAAGGAAGCCUUGGAGAGAGAACUGGCCUUAGCCGCCGAGCGUCUGCGCCUCACACAGGCGGCCUCGGCUGCGGCAGCGGCGCCGCGCGAUGACGAGCACCUGAAGAGCUCGGAGUUAUCUCGUGACGAAGAGCGCGAGAAGAACUCGACUUUGCGGGAGCAACUGAGGGAGAGCGAGGAUGCUAGAGAGACACUGCAACUCGAGGUGGAGGAGAAAGAUGCACUCAUUUACCGGCUCAAACGCCAAACGGAGGAGACUCAAGAGAAGCUGUACGACCUCGACGUCAAGCUGCGGCAGGCCUCGCGGCUGGUGGUUCACCUGCGGCAGGUUCGCGAUGACCUGUUGAAGUCUCAGGAGAAGUGGAGGCGAGAGGCCGCGCACGAGCGGGAGAAGAUGGUGAAGGUCUUCCGUGAGGCUGCGGAAGCGCGCGACGACAGCUCGCCGCAGGAGCGCGGCGCAGGUUCGCUGGCGGCGGCAACGGCGCUGCGGGCGGAACAGCAAAUUCGCCUGCUGCAGAGCGAACGAGAAAUUCAGCUGCUGCGAAACUCGCUAAGCGCAGCGCAGGCCCACAUUCGGCGCCUCGAUCAGUUCAUCGACGAGCUGCGCCAAGAACAGCAUGCGUCGUCGCGGUCGGAGCUGAAGAUGGCCUUGUCUGCAGCGGACUUUUCGUCUUCGCAGCGCAGUCUCUCGCAGUCGCCCUCGUUUCUUUCUUCGCUGUGUCCCUCGCCCUCCAGCGCCUCCAGCUGCGGGCGCCUCGCGCUGCCGCUGAAAUCCCUACGGCGCCAUGAGAGCGCGGCGAGUUCCGCCCUCAGACCCGGGUCCACCGCCGCUGUUUCCGCCGAGGCCCGAGAAGACCGGCGCGGCGGAGGAGACAGAGAAGGAGACAGCAAAGGGGACGGAGGCAGCGAGGGACAAGACGAAGUGAGCGGGCAAAGAGAACGACUGGCGCGUGGCGGAGGCGAAAGCGCCGAAGUCGCAGAGGCCACCGGAAGCGAAGAGAGAGAAACGCGAAUGGAGAGGGAGGCGCCUGGAGUGCACAGAGGCGCUCGGAGCUUGGAGGAUGAGUUGGCUGCGUCUGCGGAGUUUUGCGCCACAGAGUCAACGAAGGCAACCGUGCGAAAUCUCGUAGAUGAAGAGAGUAUGGAGACCGAAAAGGGAGAGGAGGAAACAGACAGAGGAGAAGCCGAGCCGAGAGCAGCUGGCGAAGAGCCGCGCGAGGCUGCCGGGGUCGCGGAGACAAGGGAGGAAGGGGAUCACGGACGACUGGAGGGUGGUGCCCAGCUUGCAGAAGAGGAAGUGGAAGGCUUAGGGAGCUUCGAGAGAGAAGAAAAUCCCGAAACAGCGAAAGAUGACCUAGAAGAAAACCAAGCGGACGAAAGCGCGGAAACUCCGCAGUCGUCUCAGCAACCCGUCUCGCUUGUUGUUGAUGCGUCAGAAGGGAAACUGAAGGCGAUCCAGCAGAGCUGCGACGGAGAAGAGCGCGACGAUUCUCAGCAAGCGAGUGUGCCGUCGAGCGCCGCCACGUCCCGUUCUCUUUGUCUCGCUGCGGAGAGAGUGGGCGGCGCCGCAGACGCUUCUUCGUCCGCUUCUCCGCUUCUCGGCGGCGAGCCGGCCGCGGCAGAGUCUCUGCGCGCGGCGGGCGCGGCGCCCGAACUGGAGCCACAGGGCCCCACGUGCGAGCCCCGCGGCCGCGGAGACAGCUGGGCGGAGACGCCCUCAUCCGCCUGCCCGGCCGAAGCCGUUGCGGCUCCGCACCCGACAGACGAAGCGGAGGCGCGACCCUUUGAAGUACACGACGAAGAAGCAAGGACAGUCGCGGAGGCGGAGGCCCGUAGGACGGAAGGUGGCGAGCAGGCAGACGAAGCCGCGAAGAGUCUCCGCGCGGAAGAGGCGCUGCUUGUCCUGACCCGACCGACGCAGGGUCUCACGGACGAAACCCUGCGGGCACUCGAGAGGGAGGAGGAAGGCGCAGAGAUCGUUGGAUCGAUCAGGCGAAAGCUGCGGCCGCGACGCGAGGACUGGGAUCUCUCUCAGUCCGGCUCCAACUCGAGCUACACGUCCUUCUUGGUGGACGUGAGUGUCGCAGGGUCUGAGGACGAAGCCGGCGCUCUGCGACCUCGCGCAGUGCCGACGUCGCCGCCUGUCUCGCGGCGCUCACGCGGGAGCCGCGGCGGGACAAGCACCUCGUCGCCCUAUAUUCGGAGAAAGACGGGGCCGUGGCGGCGUGGCGUGCAUUUGCGCGACCAGGGUGCGAGUCCGUCGGUGCCCUCCCGAGGUAAGAGUCGCGGUCUGACUGGCAGUGACGCGGACGCUCGAGUGGCGGGCGUCUCGCCGUUUUCGCAGCUUACUGCGCACGGCGGCCGACGGCGGGACGAGAGGGGUGCAGCCGCGCUUCGCCGCCGCGCCUCGAUCGCGUUGAAGCCGCAGAGACGGCAGUCGGUCUCGGAUGAGAGGGGGAAAGUGCGGAGGGUGGGGAGUGAGCGGGCGAGUGCGCCUGAGGAGGAAGGGCGAGGCCUGGUCAAAGAGGCGUCGCAUGAGCGCCGCAGGCGUUGCAGCGACGACAGAGGGUCAUCGUCGCAGUCCGCAGCCCGGAAGGGCGCUGUGAGAGACGAGAUGGAAGGGGCGAAGCCGCGGAGGAGAAGGGAUGUGCAGGAGGAAGAAGCAUGGCUGCGGAAGGCAGCGAGAGAGCGAGAGGUUCGAGACCCAACACUUGGCGACCCACGACGCAGCAACUCGCAAGCGAAGGGGAUGGCGGCGGCCUCCCGCGGCAGCGGAGGCAUAUCAAAGAAGAGCGAGCCCGAGGAGGCUAAGACGUCCGCGAGGUCUUUGCCAGCGCUUUGGAGGCGAGAACUGCUCGACAGUUGCCGAUCGAGCGCGGAGGGCAGCGAUUUCACGAGUCUGGGGUCGCACCCUGCGGUGUCGCCUGUUCCUCGCCUCGGAGUGGUCACUCCUCCGUCGUUCUCGUCUGCCUCUUCGCGACCCCUGCGCCUCUCUUCGUCCUCGCUCUCCUCUUCCUCGCCUUCGUUUGCCUCGCUUCCUGGAGAGCUCGGCGGCCGGGCGCGGCGCUUGCUCUCCGCAGCUCCGCGCCAAGAGAGUCUGCCGCGCAGCAUACGCGGCGACGCGCCGGACGACGACUCGCAGGCAGGCUCGCGGACUUGGUUGUCGCAUAGCCGACGCGGAGCCCGCCAAAGGUCUGCGCAAAUGGCAUCCUUUUUCGGGGGGCCGGAGUCGUCGCGGGACCCCGGAAGCCGGCCGGAGACUGCCGGUGUACGUACACUGAGCCACUUCUUCGGCGACGGCCCUGCGCGGCAGCAGGGAAGGCUCGCCGUGCAGCGACCCGCCGCGAAAGACGAAGGAGAAGAGGAAACGUUUUCGCCUCUCUCUCAUUCCGAACGCCCCAAGAAUCCCGUGUCCAGCACCGCGCUGCACGCGAGGUCACAGUCCGUUCUCUCGGCGGAGGAGCUCGACUCCGCCUCGCGCGACGUCGCGGUGCGUGAGCCAGGAGAGAAAGUGGACGGGCUGCCAGCGCUGAAAGGCGAAUUUCCGCUCUCUCCAGUCUCCUCCUUCCCGCAGACCAGCAGCACGCUCGAGGGAGAAGACGGCGACUACACCGAGAGAGAGGGCGUCACGAGUUUGCAUCUGGUGUCGUCUUCCGCGGCGUCAUCCAGGGCAGAGGAGGAGAGCUUUCCGCGCCUCUUGUCUGCAUCUCCUACGGACCUGGCGGCCUCCAGCGAAAGUCGUUCUCUCCUCUCUGGAGUCCCAACUUCGCCGCCUUUGAGCGCGUACGCAGAAAGGCGUCCGGAGGCUGCCGCGACCGCGAAGGGCGGGCGGCUCUCUUGGAGAGACGCACGACGACGAGGGGAGAAGGAGCGCGAAGAAGGCGAAGAACACAGGAUCGUUGAUCACCCCUCUCGCCUGGCGUCUCGCGCGGCCUCGGAGACCGAGCGCCUCGGGUGCCUCGCUCUCGUGAGCAAAGGCGCAGAAGAGAAUCUUGAAGACGCUGAAAAACGGGCGGCGCAGAAAGCGCCGAAAGCAGUAGAUCCCCUGGCGACCGCGCUGGCGUGGGCGCCAAGCCAGCUCGCUGGCUCGUCUCCCGCGUCCGCGAAGGCCAGGGAGAAGAUCGGCGCAGGCAGAGACGACGGAAGGAAAGCUUCUCGCACUCUGGGCGGCGUGCACGCGGCGCAGGCGCUGGGGAGCGCGUUUUCUGACGACUCGACUUUCUCGCUUUCUUCGUCGCUUCGUGCGCUGGUGGCGGCCUUCGCUGCGGCGGACGAGGAGGCAGACAAGCUCGAGUCACAAGAGGCUCGGCCUCGCGCGUCUCUCGUCAAACACGCGAGUGAGCUGAAGGGCCUCCUGAGACAGCAGACGCGCGACGGUGGAAAAGCGCAGGAAGCAGUGCGCAGCUUGAGCGGAGGAGCUGUGGAGACUCUGAGCGCCCACGCGGCCAAAGCGGCCGACGACGACGCUGCGAGGCGCCACGUGCGUCUGUUUCAUCGAAGCGGCGAAGCUGCCGGAGAGGGGAACGGGGCUGUCCUCUCUGAAGAUCCCGUGGCGGGCCUACAGCGCCGCGGAAGCGGGGAAGGUGGAGAGCGAGCAGAAAGGCGCGACGGGGAGCCCAGAAGACUGAGUUGCUUCUCCUCGGCCGGGUCGUCGCCUCCGGCGUCCUCGCUGAUGGCGUCUGCGGCUCAGGGGACCUACGCAGAGAGAAAGAAAGAGAGGGAGAAGGGAGAGAGGAGAGAGCGACCGGAGGAGACGCGAGGAGGAGCUCUGCAGGAACAGAAGUCGUCCAUGGCAAUGGCGUCCGCCGCCGCAGACUGGAAUCCCAGUCGGCAGUCGAAAGACGAAGACCCUCCGACUAGCGGCACGCUGAAACUGCGGCGAACGGUUUCCUCAGUCUCUACUCGCUCGGUGGGCCGCGCCAGCUCGCUCGACGUGACGCGACGAAGCGACUCGGGUACUGUUCCGCCUACGUCUGAAGACAGAGGAGGCCUCGGAAGUCUCGGCAGCGUUUUCGCGAGUGGGGAGAUGCCGUGCCUGGGGCACGAGGGGACGGCAGACGAAGUAGGAAGCCGUAAGAGCGAGGCUCAGCGAGACGCGCGGCCGUCGCCGUCUGAGGAGGCGCGAGGCGAGCGCGAGGAGGAGAGAAGACGCGCGUUGUUUUUCUUCACGAAGCCGAGGCGAAGCGGCGCAGAAGACGACGAUGCUUCUUCACUCUCGAACUCCCACACCUCGCAUGCGUCCGUUCAGACUGCCCCUGGGGGUUCGGCGGUGCCCAGGCAGCUGACCAGCUCAGGCGCGCCGCACAAGGGCGGCAAGCGCGCGCUCUCCUACGCUUCGCUGCCAGCUGCGUCCUCCCCGUUUUCUUUCUCGUUCCCCACUUCUUUUUGGGGCGAGAGCCAAGCCGCGGACUCCGAAGGCGAGGCCCCUGCGCGUGAGACGGCUGCGUCGUCGCUGUCGAAGAAGCUCCCGCAGAGUCAGCUGCUAGGGCGCGUGCCGAGCAAGCGCGGAAUGCCUGAGGCGCGUGAGACGCUUCGCGCGCCUAGAAAGACAGAAAAGCUCAGCGAACACCGAAGGAAGGAAGGAUCUUCGCGGUCUUCUUUCCCGACCACGGCGUCGUCGCCUCGCUCGCUUCUCAGCGCCCGCUUUUUCGAGGCCGAAGGAAUUGGGCCUUCGCGCGCGGCGGCCGCGGUGCAGAGGGGAGAGCCGAAGAAACUCAAACUCCCUGGAAAGGAAAGAAACGAGAAGUGCAAAACGACCGGCCGACAGGCGUCCCGCCCGCUCUACUCUCUCUAG
Molecule: messenger RNA, 8385 nt
Organism: Besnoitia besnoiti
Lineage: Eukaryota; Apicomplexa; Conoidasida; Eucoccidiorida; Sarcocystidae
Exons: 14
Coding region: 1-8385 (2794 amino acids)
Source: RefSeq, a predicted model, not a curated record